AUGUAAAUAUAAUAAGAUGAAUAGCAAGAUGGUUUCGUGAGUUUUAUGUUGGAAAAAGAUGAUUCUUAAUUAAUUAAUCUUGAUUCAGCUUUUCAUUAGUAAAACAAUAAUUAGGACUAUAAUUUAUAAUUGAGCAGACAGUUUUAUGGUUAAAUAAGAGAAGGUACUUUAUGUUACUAAUAUAAAAGUGAAAAAAACUAAUCAAAUAAAUCCAGCAUUUUUGAAAUAAAAAAUUAUACAAAGAGUUAUUAUUACAAAUAAAUAAAGAGGAAAAUUGGCUGCUUCUGUACCGACAGUCAGCGAAUAAUUGCAAAAGGUAUUAGUUUUUUGUAAUUAUCUAUUCCCCUAUUAUAGUAGAUCUAAAAGCUCUUAUCGUCAAGUAAACCUAAAAUGUAACCUAACACCAAAACUAGUCUUCCAAAAAAAUUUACUAAUUACAAAAAUAUUAAUUAAAUAAAAAAUUCUAAUAUCUAACAGCAUACUUUUUAGCUGAAUUUACCAAUUACUAAUAAAAAAAUUAAUAUUUUUGAACCAAGAACUCAUAGAUUAAGAAUAGAAGAUUCUAAUCCAGAUUAAUUAAACUAAUUUACAUAAAAUUCGCAUAGAAGUACAUUAAAUAGUAGUACAAAAAGCACAGCAAAAUUAGAAAAAAAUUAAGAUACCCCUUAUCCCAUUAAAACCGAGAUAGGAGAUGAAAAUAAAAUUACUAUAUUCUAGGUUUCACAAAGAAAUAAAUAAUAAUGA
Molecule: messenger RNA, 744 nt
Organism: Paramecium sonneborni
Lineage: Eukaryota; Ciliophora; Oligohymenophorea; Peniculida; Parameciidae
Source: the annotation of a GenBank genome assembly